This is a messenger RNA of Callorhinchus milii (elephant shark), 2566 nucleotides long. It is a transcript of the gene anapc5, whose product is annotated as anaphase promoting complex subunit 5. Gene Ontology annotation, molecular function: protein binding. Bases 81 to 2363 code for a protein of 760 amino acids. Gene Ontology annotation, biological process: protein K11-linked ubiquitination; positive regulation of mitotic metaphase/anaphase transition; anaphase-promoting complex-dependent catabolic process. The record is from RefSeq and is a predicted model, not a curated record. The transcript is spliced from 18 exons. Gene Ontology annotation, cellular component: anaphase-promoting complex. Lineage: Eukaryota; Metazoa; Chordata; Chondrichthyes; Chimaeriformes; Callorhinchidae.
UGCGUGCGUGCGUGCGUCGCUCCAGGCCGUAGAGGCGGUCUUGUUUUUUCUGACAGUUUAAUUCCGUCCCAUCGCCCGCCAUGGCCAGUGUUCAUGAGAGCAUGUUCUUUAACCCAAUGAUGGCCAACGGUGUGGUUCACGCCAACGUCUUUGGUAUCAAGGACUGGGUGACCCCGCACAAGAUCUCCAUCCUGCUUUUGCUGCACGAAAUGGCCACCUGCAAGAGUCAGGGGACGCCAGAGUUUGAAACCAGGCGGCUUCAUAUGAACAAGAUGAUCUUGCCCUUGCUGCAGGGUCCCGAUAUGCCUCUUCUUCAGUUGCUUAAAACUAUUCGAGAAUGCUGCCCUAAGCUUGCAAAUGAUGUUACUACAAGAGUCGUACUGAUGGCUGAAGGAGAGUUGAAAGAUAUGGAAAAUUUCUUCUAUUCUCUGCAGGAUGUUUUCAGUGGGACCGAACCAGCGGUUCACAAAACAAGUGUGAUAGGUCUGUUCUUACGCCACAUGAUCUUGGCUUAUAAUAAACUGUCCUUCAGCCAGGUCUACAAACUUUACACCGCUCUGCAACAGUAUUACCAGAGUUACGAAAAUUUGACUUCAAGAGCCACCGAAAGAGAGGAGACAGAUAUGGAAUUGACAACUUUAGAUCUGGAAGGGAAGAUGGAAAAAGAGGAGUUGGAGUUUCGACUACGGGAUGAUGAAGUCAUUGACAGAGGGCCUCUAUCCCAGAAACAGGCAGAAUAUUUUCUCGCUGAACAGGCCUCUCUGUUGAAAAAUAAUGAAAACAAAGCACUCUCACCGGCCACUCUACAGAAGGAACUCAACAACUUGCUGAAAUUCAAUCCAGAUUUCGCAGAAGCUCAUUACCUGAGCUACCUGAACAGUCUGCGUGUACAGGACUAUUUCAGUGCCAUGCACAGCCUCCUACACUACUUCGAUAGAUUAAUCCUUACCGGCAGCGACAGCAAAAGCAGUGGAGAGGAUGGAUUUGGACGAAGUCUGCGAUAUGCAGCACUCAAUCUUGCUGCUCUGAACUGUAGAUUUGGCCACCAUGAGCAGGCCCAGUUUGCCUUACAGGAAGCUAUACGUAUUGCACAGGAAUCCAGUGACCAUGUGUGUUUACAGCACUGCUUGAGUUGGCUGUACAUACUCGACCAGAUGAAAGGAUCGGAUAACACAAUUCUUGUUGAACACUCAGUGAAAAAAGCAGGACAACUUGGCUUACCUUACUUAGCUUCCCUGGGCAUCCAAUCCCUGGUCCAACAAAGGGCCUUUUCUGGCAGGUCAGCAAACAAGCUAAUGGAUGCCAUGAAGGACUCUGACAUGUUGCAUUGGAAACACGGCCUUUCAGAACUUAUUGACGUUAGCAUAGCACAGAAAACUGCAAUUUGGAAAAUGUACGGUCAAAGCACCAUGGCCCUACAGCAAGCACAGCUGCUCCUGUACAUGCACAGCCUGGAGUCUGUGAGCAUGGACAUUCAUCAGAACAAUACUGAGGCAAUGGCUGUGGUGCUCUGUCACUUGGCUGAACUUCAUGCAGAACAGGGCUAUUAUGCUGCCGCUUCUGAAAUCCUGAAACACUUGAAAGAUCGUUUUCCGACACACAGCCAGUAUGCAAAGCUUUGGAUGCUGUUUGACCAAAAGAUACAAUUUAACCGAGCAAUGAGCGAUGGAAAAUAUCACAUCGCUGAAUCCCUCGUCCCUGGCAUCGCCGCACUUAAUGGGGCAGAGGGUCUGUACAGAAAAGCGAUUGUGCUGAAAGCACAGAACCAGAUAACGGAAGCCUACAAACUCCUGCAGAAGCUGCUGGUCCAUUGUCAGAAAAAGAAAUCUACAGAAUUGUUGAUCAAAGUGCUGAUUGUUGAGGCAGAGUUGUUCUGGCGUUCCUCAUGUCACACAAUUGCAGUUCCUCUACUCCUCAAAGCCUUGGCUCUGAGUCGUGAAUAUCACUUGGAGUAUCUGGCUUCUGAAGCCAUCUUACAUUUGGCAUUUUCUCAGCUGAUGCUUGGAGUUCCGGAACAGGCUUUGAGUGUGCUGCACAUGGCCAUAGAACCUAUCCUGGCUCAUGGCAAUGUCUUGGACAGAGGCCGUGCUAUGCUGCUGUUGGCCAAGUGUCAAGUUGCGUCUGCGGCCUCCUACUCCCCUCAACAAAAAACAGAGGCUUUGGAAUCCGCCAUUCAAAACCUAAACGAAGCCAAGAUCUAUUUUGAGAAGGCCGACUGCAAAGAGCGAAUACGGGAAGUCCUUUACAUGCAGGCCAGACUGUUCAACAGCCUCAACAAGACGCAAGAGAGGAACAAGUGCGCUAUGAUGUUUCGGCAACUGCACCAGGAGCUGCCGACCUACGGAGUGCCCCUUCUGUCCUAGCGUCAGUGCAUUGAAUACAACAACCUGUACAAUGUGGAAUUUUCAUCCAGUAAAAUCAGUUGAUCAUCGGCAACCUUGCUGAUUGAGCAUCACUGACUCCUGGAAACAGCGAACACAACAGAUUGAUGUUUAAGUCAAUCGUCGGACUUUGGUUUUAUUUACACUGAGGUUAAGAGUCUAAAUAAAUAUAUACAAAGAACACA